AUGCCACCAAAGAAGCAAUCUACAGAAGAUAAUCCUAAACCAACGCGUCAAUCCGCUAGAGCAGCUGCCAAAGCAUCCGCCGCACCAAAACCAAAGCCAAAAUCUCCACCAAAAGCGACGAAAAAGCGUAAAGCUGACGAUAACGAUAUUGAAAUUGAUAAUGACAGAAAAUUAGCUAAACGUCGUCAACCUGCCUUGGAACAAGUCGGUUUGAACAAACUUCCUCAGAAAUUAUCGACGAAUAGCCUUAGAACUUUACUCGUUUUUGGUACAGGUGAUUUCGGUCAGUUUGGUUUAGGUGUUGACACGCUUGGUGAGAUUAAAAGACCGCGUAUACACCAAUGGGUUGAAGAUGCCAUUGAGGAUGACGAGUUGGGUCCAGAGGGUGUCGAACAGAUCGCUGCAGGUGGUAUGCACAAUCUCAUGAUUGAUUCAAAUGGGAAGAUUUGGUCAUGGGGUGUUAACGAUGGUAUGUCACUUGGGAGAGUGACUGCAGACACUGGCGUUGAAGCCGAAGAACUUGAAACUGUACCAAUGAAAGUUGAUGGUUUGGAUGACUUUAGAGCGGUCAAUAUAGCUGCAGGUGACUACAUUUCGCUCGCUAUCGACGAAGAAGGUCAAAUGAGAGCCUGGGGAUCUUUCAACUCAAAUGACGGAUUACUCGGUUUCGAUGGCAGGCCAGGUGGUGCUAGGAAACAAGUAAAGCCAGCAGUUUUACCCCAACUAGCCAAGCACCGUGUCGUACAGGCUGUUUGUGGUGCUGACCAUGCCCUCGCUUUAACCACUUCAGGUAUCGUUUACGCUUGGGGUAACGGCCAACAACAACAGCUCGGUAGGAGAGUUAUUGAAAGACGCAAAUUGAACGGUUUGACACCAGAGCCAUUACAUAUUCGUAACAUCGUCGCAGUCGGCACAGGUUCCUACCACUCUUUUGCAAUUGACAAAGAUGGUGUCGUAUUUGGAUGGGGUUUGAACAAGAUGCGCCAGACAGGUGUCAGCGAUGAAAGGGAUGGCUACGAAGACACUAUCGCAGUUCCUACACCAAUCGAUGCUCUCCAUCCAGACAACCACGAUGGAAGCAGAGUCAUUCAAAUUUCCGGUGGAGAGCACCAUACAUUGUUCUUGUUCGACAAUGGUGAAGUUUGGGGCUGUGGUAGAUGCGACGGUAAAGAACUCGGUCUAUCAAAGGAUCAUCCAGCUUAUAAGGAAAUCCUCGAGAAUAACGAGAAGACAGCUCAAGAAGCCAGAGAAGAAAAGGCCAAGAAGCAAGGUACUUCAAUUGAGGAAACUGAGGCACCAAAGACGAUUGCGGAUGAAUUCGUCGAGCAGCCGGUCAGAAUCCAAUUCCCACCUCCACCAACAGAGGAUGAACCAAAUCCAGAAAACACACCAUACGAAAGCGGAUCAUCAAAAACUAAGAUUAAGCAAAUCAGUGCUGGUCUUAGACACAACCUUGCUGUUAGCGACCAAGGUUAUGUUUACUCUUGGGGAUAUGGUAAUGCAUGCCAACUUGGACAAGGUAAUGCGGAGACUAUUGAGGAACCAACUCGUAUCGCCAACACCGCUUUGACGAAGGUCAACGCACUCUACUCAAGCGCUGGUGGUCAACACUGCGCCAUUCUCGCUGAGAAGAAGGGCUCUACAGCUCGCGAGGAGAAGAAAGAAAAUGACGUUGAGAAGAAGGAGAAUGAAGAGAAGGAAGGUGAAGAGAAGAAUGAAGAUGGUGAUAAGGAAGAAUCAAAGUAGAUUAUUAAUUAUUACUAGACAGUGUGCUACCUGCUUAUUAAUUCUAAAGUGAUGGACACAUUUUACGCUCAUUUAUUACUUUUUGUUUAAUUUAUAUCCAUACAUAAAUGC
This is a messenger RNA of Wallemia mellicola CBS 633.66, 1857 nucleotides long. RefSeq names its product RCC1/BLIP-II. The record is from RefSeq and is a predicted model, not a curated record. Bases 1 to 1746 code for a protein of 581 amino acids. Gene Ontology annotation, molecular function: guanyl-nucleotide exchange factor activity. The transcript is spliced from 4 exons. Lineage: Eukaryota; Fungi; Basidiomycota; Wallemiomycetes; Wallemiales; Wallemiaceae. Gene Ontology annotation, cellular component: cytoplasm.